AGCCAGUGUCGCUCGCUCUCGGACUGUGAUUGCGUUUCUCCGCGGAUCUCUGGAGAGAGCUGCAGGCAGUGAGCUCACAUCCUCGCGAUGCAGCUGCCAGCAAGUCAUACUGCGAAUACUAGUUCAUAACUCCGGCUCAAAUCUGCGACAUACUCGCCAGCCUUGCAGGACUACCGCGUAGCGACAUAUUAACGCGUUGGUCUCAGAUUGUACGCGCAGGUUCUUCCAGUCACUGCUGGCUAUGGAAUGCGGUUUCACUUAAACACCUCCCCUGCUUUUCUUAGUGGGGUCGUGCAUUUUUUCUCGGCUCGUUGUGUCGGAUCUAUCGGUUCAUUGUGUGAAACCGAGCGCCAUGUGGGCCAGGAACGAUUUUGAGGACGGAUUCGACGCUUAUAAGAUAGGUUCGAGCACGUCCUCUCCUGGAUGGGUCCCUGGCUGCGACUCAGCAUGGCAAGCUUCCUCUUCCGCCACUGGCAUUAGCAGCCGCGGGCGACGUCACAGCGCUGCCUCGGACAGUGGCGAUACCGGCAUCGGGACCUCGUGUUCUGACAGCGUAGAAGACCACUCCACCUCCAGCGGCACAUUGUCUUUCCAGCCUCUGCGCUCGCAAGGUCCCAUCCCCACGGCCCACGUCAUGCCAUCUCCGUCCAGCUCCAAACUCAGCGUGCCCUCGGCCCCCACCAGCCCCUGGAGCAGCUGCCAGCUCCCUUCUCCCCUCGACAGCCCCCUGGACAUGAAAGACCCUCGGCCGGUGCGCCGCUGGUCCUCUCUCACCCGUCUGACCGGCCAGGAAAAGUCCACCCCUUCCGGGAGACCGUCGCAACGCAUGGACCCGCACGGCUCCCUGGAUCGAGGUGUGCUUUACGGCUACCGACAGGACCCUCUUUAUUCAGACGGCUUUCUUUCUGAAAGCCUGCACAAACUUUCCACCAACUCUGACUUUACUAAGUACGACCUGGGCAGCAGUAACACCCUGGGCAAAACGGACUCGUCUUGCUCUUCUCCGCUCAAGCCCAGCACGUUAGACCUUACCUACAGUGCCUUACCAGAGAGCAAGACGCCCACCAUCGCCCUGGCCGGGCCCGGGCAGAGAGGUCCCACGCUCAGGCACCAGGCCGUGGGAGGGUCGCCCAUCCAGCCGGCCGUAAGGACUCAGAUGUGGCUGAGUGAGCAGAUGGAGUACCGGCCGGGACCGGAGGGAUGUGGCUCGUGGCAGCAGGAACAGCAGCAGCGAGAGCGGCUACGACAGGAAGCAGAACUCCCACAGAUGCUGGGUGGAACAUCUCUCCCUGUCAAUACCCUGGUAAAGAUUAAGGAGGGACUCCUGAGGCAGAGGGAACUGGAGAUUGACCGGCAAAAGCAGCAAAUCCUUCAGCUCCAUGCGAGGAUCAGGGAAAACGAGUUAAGGGCGCAACAAGUCCUCCAAAACCAGAGGGGGCGCUAUGAUGACUCAUAUCUGCUCAAAGCUAAGGACUCUCCGUAUGACAGUCCGGUAUCCAGCCAGAGUCCGAAGUCCCAGCUGCCGGAGCGCGUGAGUCCCCUGUCCUGUGAGAACGGAGAGCUGGGCCGGAAACUAGCUGCGGCAGAGCUGGAGGUCAUCCACCUCAGCGAAUUUCUCAAACAGAACACACAGAAAUACACUGAAGACAUCAAGAAACUGGAGGAGAAGAUGAAAACACGUGACCGCUACAUCAGCAGUCUGAAGAAGAAGUGCCAGCGUGAACAGGAGCAGAAUCAGGAGAAGCAGCAGCGCAUCGAGACGCUGGAGAAGUACCUGGCAGACCUGCCCUCGCUGGACGAGGUCCAGACACAGGCUCAGCAGUUGCAGGAAGUGCAGGGGAAGAAGCAGACUUUGGAGGACACAGUCGCCCAGCUGGAGAAAACCCUGGAGGAGAACCGAGCCGUGCUGCAGGAGAAAGAUGCCCUCAUCGAGACCCAGUCCAAACGGGAGAAAGAGCUUAUGAGCGCUGUUCAGAGCCUGCAAGAGAAAGUGGAGAAGUGCUUGGAGGAUGGAGUACGGCUGCCCAUGCUGGACCUGAAACAGCUGGAAAGAGAAAACACUCGUCUGCUGGGACAACAGAGCCAGAAGAGCCUGCUGAUCGACGAUCAGAAGCAGCAGAUUGACAAACUCACUCUGGAGAUGUCGGCCCUGGAAAAGAAGCUGCAGAGGGAGAGAGGCAUCACGCAGGAGCUCCGCAAACAGCUCUUGGAACGCGAGGAGGAACUGGAAACCCUCUCCAAAACUCUUCAACAGAACCAAAGACGGCCAGACGAGGAGACGCUGAAUGUGACCCCCGGGUCCUGUCUGAAGGAGGCCGGGCCCCUGCUGAAGGAGAUGUCCCUGUGUCUGCUGGAUCUGAAGGGUCUGUGCAGUGUCCUCACACAGAGAGCUCAAGGAAAAGAGCCCAACCUGGCCCUGCUGCUUGGCAUCAAAUCUAUGAGCUGCUCGGCGGAGGAGAACGAGAAGCCGCUGAUGGAGGACGGCUUGCGGGCCAAGCUGGUGGAGGUGUGCCAGCUGAGGAAAGACAUUGACGAGCUGCGGACGCUCAUCUCGGAUCGUUACGCACAGGACAUGGGCGAAAACUGCGUGACGCAAUGAGCCAUUUCCACCUUGUCAGGCCCGACGGCGUUCCCAGAGAUCAUAAAGGGGAAAUAAAGUCAACCUCUCGGAAACAAACAAGGUCUUUCAGACCACUAAAGGUUGGACCAAGCUGUGAAUCCAGUUUACAAGGACGUCUUUACAACAAGUUUCUUGCGGACAUUGAAUUUUCAAGGAGUUUGAAUGUGUUAUUGUAUUUAUUGAGACCGUUUGAGUUCCUCACGCUGUUCCUGUCAAGUCGACUUUGAGGGAAAGUAGAGCAACUGGUGUCCUAAAGUGCCUUGUGUUCCUGUUUGUGUACCUUUAAACUUCAUGAACGUCACUGAAUUAUUUUACCCAAAGAAGCUGGUCCAUCCUCUACCCAACAGCUGCAGGUCGCAGGUCGAUGUUCAGGACCCUGUACAUCGAAAACACCAACAGGAACAGCAGCAUUUGAAAGCUCCUUCAUCGCCAACAUCCUGCAUUUUGUGUAGUUUA
Molecule: messenger RNA, 3076 nt
Organism: Carassius auratus (goldfish)
Lineage: Eukaryota; Metazoa; Chordata; Actinopteri; Cypriniformes; Cyprinidae
Product: centrosomal protein of 85 kDa-like
Exons: 13
Coding region: 353-2599 (748 amino acids)
Cellular component (GO): centrosome
Source: RefSeq, a predicted model, not a curated record